Cantharellus anzutake is the source of this 6402-nucleotide messenger RNA. RefSeq lists its product as uncharacterized. Lineage: Eukaryota; Fungi; Basidiomycota; Agaricomycetes; Cantharellales; Hydnaceae. The record is from RefSeq and is a predicted model, not a curated record. Gene Ontology annotation, molecular function: iron ion binding; FMN binding; iron-sulfur cluster binding. The coding region runs from base 1 to 6402 and encodes 2133 amino acids. The transcript has 13 exons.
AUGGACCCUAGCACUUGGGCAAGUAACUUGCCCGCUGACCAGGGUUUGUACUCCAACGAAAAUGAACGCGAUUCUUGUGGGGUAGGCUUUAUAUGCAAAAUCACCGGAGAAGCUAGUCACUUGAUUGUAUCUGAUGCGAGAAGCUUGCUCUGCGCCAUGACUCACCGAGGUGCAGUGGGUGCCGAUACCCGCGACGGUGAUGGUGCUGGUGUCAUGACUGGCAUUCCGCAUGAACUUUUCAAGCGUGAGGUUGAGCGGGACAUUGACUGCCAGCUCCCUGAUGUUGGAAAGUACGCCGUUGGGAACGUUUUUAUGAAUCCUAACGAUGUGACGGAGCGUAAGAAACAGCAGCAAAUCUUCGAACAUAUUGCUUCUGACCUUGGCCUACGCGUCCUGGGUUGGAGAGAGGUUCCUACUGACCGUACUAUUCUUGGACCAGCCGCUCUUAGCAAGGAACCAAUAAUCUUCCAGCCUUUCGUCGUCUUGAAGGCUCACUACGGACAAGGUAACAAACCUGAGAACGGUCCCUUCGAUGAGAUACGUUUUGAGAAACAACUAUAUGUCCUUCGAAAGCACGCAACGCACACCAUUACGCUCGCCAAGUGGUUCUACGUCUGCUCACUUUCAUCCAAGAACAUUGUCUACAAGGGUCAACUCAGCCCGCGCCAAGUUUACGACUACUACCACGAUCUCAACCAUGUACUGUACAAGAGUCAUUUUGCGCUCGUCCACUCGCGUUUCUCGACCAACACUUUCCCUAGCUGGGACCGUGCGCAACCUAUGCGCUGGGCAGCUCACAACGGUGAGAUUAAUACCGUGCGAGGAAACAAGAACUGGAUGCGUGCUCGUGAGGGCAAUUUGCGUUCGGAACUUUUCGGCGAUGACUUGGACCUCCUUUACCCUAUCAUUGAGGGUGGGGGCUCCGAUUCAGCCGCCUUCGAUAACGUCCUUGAGCUCCUUGUUGUGAAUGGCGUUGUCACUCUCCCAGAGGCUGUCAUGAUGCUCAUUCCUGAGGCGUGGCAGGACAACGAUCUUAUGGACGCUGAGAAAAAAGCAUUCUACCAGUGGGCGGCGUGCUUGCAGGAACCGUGGGACGGUCCUGCGCUUUUCGCGUUCAGUGAUGGUAGGUACUGCGGCGCGAACUUGGACCGAAAUGGAUUGCGCCCUUGCCGAUAUGUCGUCACCUCUGACAACAUUAUCAUCUGUGCUUCGGAAGUUGGCGUACUGUACAUUGAGCCAGAGAAGGUCAUUCAGAAAGGACGUCUUAAGCCUGGCCGCAUGCUUCUUGUUGACACUGUCGAGAAGCGUAUCGUCGAUGAUAAAGAAUUGAAAAGGACGACGUCUCUCAAGCAAAACUUCGCCUCGUGGGUCGAGGGGCAGAAUAUCACUGUACCCAAAAUCAUCAAGCGCGUUCAACGCACAACUAGCAUCGACCCAGUCAUUGAUGAGCACUCGCUCAGCACUGAUCCGGUUCUUCUUGCGUUUGGCUACACAGUCGAACAGCUAAGCCUCCUCCUGCUACCUAUGAUCAAUGAGGGCAAGGAAGCACUCGGAUCCAUGGGUAACGAUGCGCCGCUCGCGGCGGUGGCGACGCAGCCGCGGAUCAUCCAUGACUAUUUCCGCCAGCUCUUCGCUCAAGUGACGAACCCACCUAUCGACCCUAUUCGUGAAGACAUUGUCAUGUCCCUUGAAUCGUACGUUGGACCCGAGGGUAAUAUCCUUGAGCAGAAGGCCGAGCAAUGCCACCGUAUCGUUCUUCCAAGCCCCGUUCUUACCAUUCAUGAGAUGAACGCGAUGAAACAUUUGAAGGCCGCUUACAAACGCUGGGAGUCUCGCACCAUCGAUAUCACUUUCCCUAAGGGGGAAGGUCUUCCAGGGUACCAGCGUGCCCUCGACCGUGUUUUCGCGGAGGCGAAUGAGGCUGUCGAUGAUGGCGUGAAAGUCAUCAUUCUCUCUGAUCGUGCCACGGGCCCUAAGCGAGUUCCGCUCAGCGCUGUCGCCGCUUGUGGAGGUGUCCAUCACCACCUAGUAUCGCUCAAGAAACGGGCGAAGGUUGCUCUUAUGAUUGAGACUGGCGAGGCGAGAGAAGUUCACCAUAUUUGCGUCUUGGUCGGGUACGGUGCGGAUGCGAUUUGCCCGUAUUUGAUAAUGGAAGUAGUGUACAAGGUUGCCCGUGAAGGACUUUCAAAGGACCAGACGGCGCAGCAAUUGAUCAAGAACUACUGCGAGGCCACAAAUGCGGGCAUUCUGAAGGUCAUGUCGAAGAUGGGAAUAUCGACUCUCCAAUCGUACAAAGGUGCUCAGAUCUUCGAAAUUCUGGGAUUGCAUCGGGAAGUAGUGGAUAAAUGCUUUAUCGGCACCGCCAGUCGUGUUCAAGGUGCCAACUUUGAGUUGCUCGCUAUGGAUGUAUUCGAGUUUCACGAGCGGGCGUGGCCGAGCAAAGAGACAAUUUUGCCUGCCGGAAUGCCGGAGUCUGGAGAGUAUCAUUGGCGAGACGGUGGUGAGGCACACGUCAACGACCCGGUCGGUAUCGCUCACCUCCAAGAUGCGGUUCGCGAGAAGAACCAAUCCGCUUAUGACGCCUACUCCCGCAAUGCCCGAGAACAGGUUAAGCGCACGACACUUCGAGGACUCCUUGAUUUCAGAUUCGAGGAUGCUACCCCUAUUCCCAUUGAGCAAGUCGAACCCUGGAAUGAGGUCGUGCGCCGCUUCGUCACUGGUGCAAUGUCGUACGGCUCCAUCUCCAUGGAAGCACAUUCAACUCUUGCUGUCGCUAUGAACCGGCUUGGGGGGAAGUCUAACACUGGCGAGGGGGGUGAAGAUGCUGAAAGAUCUCAGAUUCUUCCUAAUGGCGACACAAUGCGCAGCGCCAUCAAACAAGUCGCCUCCGGUCGCUUCGGUGUCACGUCUAACUACCUCUCCGAUGCUGACGAACUGCAAAUCAAGAUGGCUCAGGGCGCCAAGCCUGGUGAAGGUGGUGAGCUUCCUGGUCACAAAGUGUCCACCUCCAUUGCCCGCACUCGUCACUCUACCGCCGGAGUUGGGCUUAUCUCUCCCCCUCCACACCACGACAUCUACUCAAUCGAGGAUCUCAAGCAGUUGAUCUAUGAUCUGAAAUGCGCAAAUCCUCGUUCCCGUGUCUCAGUCAAGCUUGUGUCUGAGGUGGGUGUUGGUAUCGUGGCUAGCGGUGUCGCCAAGGCGAAGGCGGACCAUAUCCUCAUUUCUGGCCACGAUGGUGGCACGGGAGCUUCGAAAUGGACUGGUAUCAAGUAUGCCGGUCUACCUUGGGAGUUAGGCCUCGCAGAAACCCACCAGACUCUCGUACUUAACGACCUGCGUGGACGUGUCAUCGUGCAGACUGAUGGUCAAAUUCGUAGUGGACGUGAUGUCGCAAUUGCUUGUUUGCUCGGAGCUGAGGAAUGGGGCUUCGCCACUACUCCACUCAUCGCAAUGGGCUGCAUCAUGAUGCGCAAAUGUCAUCUAAACACCUGCCCCGUCGGGAUCGCCACCCAAGAUCCUCACCUCCGUGCCAAAUUCGCCGGUCAGCCUGAGCAAGUUAUUAAUUUCUUCUAUUACGUCGCCGAGGAACUUCGUUCAAUUAUGGCCAAGCUCGGUAUCCGCACAAUCAACGAGAUGGUAGGCCGGGCGGAGUUGCUAAAGGUUGACGAGUCGCUUCGGAUACCCAAGACCGCUCAUCUCGACCUUUCUGCAGUUUUGAAACCCGCCUGGCAGAUGCGUCCUGGUGCGGCCACGUACAAGAUUCGUCAACAAGAUCACAAGUUGUACAUCCGUCUUGACAAUAAGUUCAUUGACGAGUCGGAGCCAGCCUUGACUAAGGGUCUUCCUGUUCGCAUUGAUUGCAACGUCGUCAACACCGACCGUGCCCUGGGCACUUCUCUUUCAUAUCGAGUAUCCAAGCUCUAUGGAGAAGAGGGCCUUCCAAAGGACACAAUCCACAUUAGCAUGCAGGGAUCCGCUGGCCAGUCUUGCGGUGCCUUCCUCGCGCCGGGAAUUACCAUCGAACUCGAAGGCGAUUCAAAUGAUUAUGUUGGCAAGGGUCUUUCGGGUGGCCGCAUCAUCGUCUAUCCACCAAAGGGGUCCAACUUUAAAGCGGAGGAGAACGUCAUCGUUGGCAAUGUAUGUUUGUACGGAGCCACUUCCGGUGAGGCUUUCAUCCGUGGUAUCGCUGCGGAACGGUUCGCAGUCCGCAACUCUGGUGCGAACGCUGUGGUCGAAGGCACUGGUGAUCACGGGUGCGAGUACAUGACAGGAGGUCGGGUGGUUGUCCUUGGUACGACAGGCCGUAACUUUGCGGCGGGAAUGAGUGGAGGUAUUGCCUAUGUCCUUGAUAUGGCACAUACGUUCGCCUCCAAGGUGGACCAGCGCAUGGUAGAGCUCGGAAAGGUGACUGAUCCUCACGAGAUUGCGCAGCUUCGCAGUCUUAUCGAGGAUCACCGCCACUACACUGGCUCAGAAAUUGCUCAUCGUGUUCUCGACGAUUUCCACCAUCUUCUCCUUAUGUUCGUCCGGGUAAUCCCGCACGAUUACAAGCGUGUUUUGGAGCAAGAGGCUGCUCGCGCCCAGGAGGACAAAAAGCGAAUGAGCACGAUCGAUCUCGUUCCUUCUCACACUGCUAGCCAAGUCGAUCUCGCUUCUGAGACCCUGGAAGACGUUCUUGGUCCAAAGGCGUCCCUCGCUGCCACACUAUCUUCUUCUCAUCUCCAUCCCCCCGCCAAGAAGCCCGAGGUCCCUGUCGAGGAUAUCGAAGACUCCGCCGUCGAUGAGAAAACCACCCGUGAGCGUCUAAAGAAGCUCGACAAAACUCGUGGCUUCAUGAAAUACAAGCGGCUCCACGAAAACUACCGAGCCCCGCGCAAACGGGUUAGGGACUGGAGGGAGAUUUCUACUCGUCUGUCAGAGAGUGAGCUCAAGUACCAGACCGCUCGCUGCAUGGACUGUGGGGUACCAUUCUGUCAAUCUGAUGCCGGAUGUCCCAUCUCGAACGUCAUUCCCAAAUGGAACGAUCUCGUGUUCAAGGGUCAAUGGCGUGAUGCUCUUAACAGACUGCUAUUGACAAACAACUUCCCCGAGUUCACUGGCCGCGUGUGCCCGGCUCCUUGCGAGGGUGCCUGUGUCCUCGGUAUCAAUGAACAACCAGUGGGUAUCAAGAGCAUUGAAUGCGCAAUCAUCGACAAGGGAUUCGAAGAGGGGUGGAUGACGCCCCAAAUACCCGACUUCAGAACUGGAAAACGCGUUGCUAUCAUUGGGUCAGGUCCGGCAGGCCUGGCUUGCGCCGACCAGCUGAACAAGGCGGGUCAUACUGUCACAGUCUACGACCGGAAUGAUAGGAUGGGUGGACUUCUUAUGUACGGCAUUCCAAACAUGAAGUUGGACAAGGCCGUUGUGCAACGCCGGUUGGAGUUGAUGGAAUCCGAAGGAGUGACGUUCAUUCCGAACGCCCAUGUUGGGGCUGAUAUCUCUGCUCAAGACGUCAGGGCACAAAACGAUGCUUUGGUGAUUGCAACUGGAGCGACUUGGCCAAGGGACCUAAGGAUUCCUGGGAGGGGUGCACAUGGAAUCCACUUCGCAAUGGAAUAUCUUCAGCUGAAUACUACCUCACUUCUUGAUUCCAACCUUGAGGAUUCCAACUAUAUCAACGCGCGGGGCAAAGAUGUCAUUGUCAUUGGUGGUGGUGAUACAGGCAAUGAUUGUAUUGGAACCGCCAUGCGGCACGGUGCUAAUUCCGUAGUCAACUUUGAGCUUCUUCCUCAGCCUCCCGCCUUCAGAGGCCGUGACAAUCCCUGGCCCCAAUGGCCUCGUAUUUUCCGCACCGACUACGGACAUACCGAGGUCAUGGCCCACUUCGGCCAAGAUCCCCGUGAGUUUUGCAUUUCAACCAAGGAGUUUAUUGUCGACGAAGAAGGGAAAUUGAAAGGUCUCACCACUAUUCGAGUUGAAUGGACGAAGGAUAGUGCAGGACGAUGGAAGAUGGAGGAGAUACCAGGCUCCGAGAAGUUCUUUGCCGCACAGCUAGUCUUCCUUGCCCUCGGAUUCCUCGGCCCCGAGCAGGAACUGCUCAAAUCUCUCGACGUGAAAACCGACGGUCGUUCCAACAUCCAGACCCCAGCGAAGAAAUAUUCUACUAACCAACCAGGUGUCUUCGCCGCGGGUGAUUGCCGUCGUGGCCAAUCGUUGAUUGUUUGGGGUAUCAAUGAGGGCCGUGGUGCCGCUGCUGAAGUAGAUGCUUACUUCAGUGAAGGAAACACUCGCUUGCCCGCCGCUGGUGGUAUCAAAACUCGCCGCUUCGUGGCCCCUCCUAUCGUUCCCAAUGGUGUAAACAUUCUUAACGGAGCCCACAUUGAAAACGGUGGAAUAGUUCACGAAAUCAAAGUGGAAACCUAG